This is a messenger RNA of Cucurbita pepo subsp. pepo (vegetable marrow), 635 nucleotides long. It is a transcript of the gene PSAK, whose product is annotated as photosystem I subunit K. The record is from RefSeq and is a predicted model, not a curated record. Gene Ontology annotation, cellular component: photosystem I; membrane. Lineage: Eukaryota; Viridiplantae; Streptophyta; Magnoliopsida; Cucurbitales; Cucurbitaceae. Gene Ontology annotation, biological process: photosynthesis.
UCAAUCUCUGCCUCUUAAAUCCAUAUAUCCUUCAAACAAACAAACACAAUAAGAGGGAAAUCAAACAUCCGUAGGCGAAAAACUUGUCGUAAUUAGCAGCAAGAAAAUGGCCACUACCAUGAUGACUUCGAUCCCUCAGUUUACUGGUCUCAGGCCCACUGUUUCGGUGGCUCCGGUUCGCAGCCUGGUGGCAGUGCAACCGCUGAGGCGGAGGGGCGGCGGCGCUCUCAGUGCUCGUUGUGGUGAUUACAUUGGCUCACCCACCAACCUGAUAAUGGUUAUAUCGACAAGCCUGAUGCUGUUCGCUGGACGGUUCGGAUUGGCUCCAUCCGCAAACAGGAAAUCAACGGCGGGGCUGAAGCUGGAGGCGAGGGACUCUGGGUUACAGACGGGUGACCCAGCAGGUUUCACCCUCGCUGAUACUUUGGCAUGUGGCAGUGUGGGCCACAUCAUCGGCGUCGGUGUUGUUCUUGGCCUUAAGAGCAUUGGUUCCCUGUAAAAAUUAUCCUCUUCUUUUUUUUUUUGCUUUUUAAAUCAAAAUGACUCGAGAAAACACCUAGACCUGUACGAUUCUGCUGUUCAAUCUAAAGCUGUCUUUGCCAUUUUGAUUUUAUAUAUAACUCAGCUUCAAAUUC